Messenger RNA from Pundamilia nyererei, 1300 nucleotides. RefSeq names its product cyclin dependent kinase inhibitor 3 (gene cdkn3). Bases 108 to 734 code for a protein of 208 amino acids. Gene Ontology annotation, molecular function: protein tyrosine phosphatase activity. Gene Ontology annotation, biological process: dephosphorylation. Lineage: Eukaryota; Metazoa; Chordata; Actinopteri; Cichliformes; Cichlidae. The transcript is spliced from 8 exons. The record is from RefSeq and is a predicted model, not a curated record.
UGCUUCAUGGAGUUUUUAAAUUGUUGCAGCUGCCGACAGACUUACAGGGCUGUCAAAACAGUCGCGAGGAAGAUCGCGUGACUGCUGUUUAGGGGGGGGCUGAAAAAAUGAGGACAAGCGAGUUUGACUCUUCAUCUGAAGAUGAGGUCGGAGAAGAGGAGCUGACUCCACUGCACAUCUCCUGGUUGCCGCUAUCCAUAGUAGGGUGCCCGCAGUUUCUUGGAAUAUGUGCACUACCAGGUUGCAAAUACAAAGAAAUCCGCAGAUGUCUGCAAAGAGAUAUUGAGGAGCUCCAGAACCAGGGGGUGCAGGAUGUGUUUGUUUUCUGCACAAGAGGAGAGCUUAGCAAAUACAGGGUUCCCUCACUACUGGAGGUCUACCAGCAGCGGGGCUUCAGGGUUCACCACAUGCCUUUUCUAGAUGGAGACGCACCUGAGCUGAACCAGUGCUGCCAGAUCCUUGAUGAGCUGCAGAUCAGCCUCAAGAAUGACAGGAGGACGGUGAUCCACUGCUACGGGGGCCUUGGACGCUCAGCAUUAAUCGCUGCCUGCCUGCUGCUUCAGCUCUCUUCCACAAUGACGCCAAACAAAGCCAUCGAAAUCCUCAGGCACCACAGAGGAGGAGGAGCAAUACAAACAGUGAGGCAAUACAACUUCCUUCACGAGUUUCGGGAAAAGUACACAGCCUACCAAAGUGAAAGUGAAGCUCGCUCAGAGCGCUCGGUGUCUCGGUGAUUACUGCUCCUUUCUACAGAGCUGGAAGUCUCGAGUUCCUCAAGCUUGCUUGUUUGCCAGUGAUGCUUUCCUGAUUGUGUGGUGGUAUGAUUAUAUUCUUGAGAUAUGCACUUUAGAAUGAACACUGUAAUAUAUUGCUUUUUAUCAUCCUCAUUAUAAUUAAUUAAAGACUUGAUGAGGAGAUACUGCUUUAUGUUAUUAGAUGGAAAAUGUUGUUUCGUUUAUAUUGCAAAUAAAAUAAUGGUGUGUGUUAGAAGUGCUAUGUCAGCUGGGCAAUAUAUGUGUGUACUUUCCAAUGGUCUUUUUAUUUAAGGGGAAUAAAACUGCACAACAGCUUUUCAGACAUCAAGUCUGUCUCUAAAUGUGAAGCUUAUCAGUUAUUUCUAAAAUUUCUAAGUUACUUUCUUCAUUGAAACCAGAAAUUACUCAAAUGGGGUCUUUGUGAACUAAAUCUAAUGAUGAAAUUAGGCUUGUAUGAACUGUAAUGGUUCCUUCCUUGUAGCACAAAAUCUAAUGCUGCAAAGUUAUGUUUUAUUUUUCAUCGUAUUAAAAUAUCCCACAAUUUA